Molecule: messenger RNA, 901 nt
Organism: Porites lobata
Lineage: Eukaryota; Metazoa; Cnidaria; Anthozoa; Scleractinia; Poritidae
Source: the annotation of a GenBank genome assembly
AUGGCGCUUAAUUCGCAGAUUUUGAAAGUAAUCGUUAGAGAGGGUUUCCCUUCUUCGGUAGUAGAUGGUCAUGGAAGCGAUGCUUAAAAAAUGACAGAGAGAGUAAAGGGGAGGUCCGUCACUGUGGUGCUCGGGCAAUUGCCAAAGUUAGAAAUGCAUGCAGAGAGUACUUCAAGACAAACAUUUAUUCAGCAGAUGCUGAUGUCUGGUUUACUGCUAAAGAGGCAGUUAUUUAGAUAGCCAUCGAGUAUUCCUUGUAAGAAAGUUUUGUUCAUCCCUUCAAUAAUUCAUUGCAAGCCAGUUCGGUGAGCGAUAGACUUGUUUAUCACAAUUAUAUACCACAGCGAAAACCAUGCUAUAUAAGCAAACUUUCGGUAUGAUUGUAUGAUUCUCUUUGGAACCAGUGGACAUUCUACGCUGUUAGCGUACAUAGCAAUUCAAUUUUUUUAUUAUGACAAGCUUUGAUUCUAAAACGUGGUGCAGCGACCAUUGGCUGAAGCAGAAGACAAUUGACGAGCUAGGGAAAAGCAAUCUGGAUUCCCAAGAAAACUUGAAGUUAGUCCACGCGGACGACAUUGCCACCUUGGACUCACCCUUGGACAGAAGAAACUCGUGCUACAAGCCUUGGCAGAUGACUGAAUGGUUCGGAAAAAUCCCUAACGCGGGCGACACAAAACCAAUUGAAACAACGCCUGUCACUACCAAGACAUUGGCGAGCGAUGGCGGUUUAGAAGAGCCACUGACAAAAAUCGGAGGAGUUUCAUUAGACGACCUGCUUGUCAUGCUCAGAGCCACAGAACAGCCAUUGUCUGUGCCCCUCGAGAGGGUUGACAACAACCCACAGGUGUUUCUUGGCGUACAGGACAAGAAGGGGGGUGACUGCUUUCUUUGUAAGCACUGA